GGUCCGAGUCCAAUCCCCAAACAGUGAUAGCCAACAGACGCCGCGAUAAUAACAUAAUGAUGAUAUAACAAUAGAGCCUGACACGGACUAGUCCACACCACUAAAGUCCCUAGCCCUCAAUGAAAAGCAUCCCUACGGGCCUACAGAGAAGAAAAGAACUCAAAACGACCGCAUGCAGAUCCUCCCGCCGAAUCCGGGACGGUCAGAGUCGGCCGGAAAGUUCCUCGGCACUUUUACCCUGCCAGGAUGGUUUUUCCGGGCAUGACCGGAGUAAUGCCGAAGCCCAAGUCUGGAUCGGCUCAGUUUCAGACCUCGCGUGCGAGCCAAUCAACGCGGUAUGGUUGGACGAGGCGAGAACGCCACCCACCUCAUUCCACCUGAUGCCAAGCAAUGGACGCUCUUGCACUGGACUGUUGUUGUCGUUCGGUGUGUGCUGUGUGUGGCCUGAGCCUGCGCUCUUUCCCACCUAUCUAGUAGUAGCGAUGCGAUGGACUUGGAUCGCGUGGAUGAAGUAAUCAUGAUCAUGUGCCUGAAAUUUUGCCUGCCCUAGACUAGGUAGGUACCGAGGUACUAAGGACUGCCACUAUGAUACCUCUGCUACCUAUCUAGAUAGUACCUAGAUAGGCUCCUAACCUGGGCAGUUUAGCUGGCACCAUCAUCAAUCCUACCAGCCCAU
This is a messenger RNA of Aspergillus sclerotioniger CBS 115572, 676 nucleotides long. RefSeq lists its product as uncharacterized. The transcript has a single exon. The coding region runs from base 120 to 515 and encodes 131 amino acids. Lineage: Eukaryota; Fungi; Ascomycota; Eurotiomycetes; Eurotiales; Aspergillaceae. The record is from RefSeq and is a predicted model, not a curated record.